Molecule: messenger RNA, 1194 nt
Organism: Syngnathus acus (greater pipefish)
Lineage: Eukaryota; Metazoa; Chordata; Actinopteri; Syngnathiformes; Syngnathidae
Product: limulus clotting factor C-like
Exons: 11
Coding region: 1-1194 (397 amino acids)
Molecular function (GO): signaling receptor activity
Source: RefSeq, a predicted model, not a curated record
AUGUGCCAAGGAAAGAAUCCAACGGAUCCCCAGAAAGAGCGCCAGCUCGGGACGGUGUGUCUUGACGGUCUGGGCAUCGCUGACGGGAGAAUCCCAGACUCUUCCUUUACAGCCUCUUCCUCUGAGAUCAAUGCCGAACCUCACAAAGCGCGUCUGGGGGGCAGCGGUUGCUGGAAACCGUCCAAAAUCCUCGGCAGCUGGAUCCAGGUGAACCUCGGUCAGAACUUCAAGGUGACAGGCAUUGAGACCCAGAAGUGUACAUACCAAGGGCAAAGUUCCAGCGUAUUUGCGAUGCAGUUCAGUAUUGACGGAGUGACUUGGUAUCGCCACCCAAAGCAGCCUUCUGUGGGGACGUAUAUUCUAAACAGGCCCGUGUUCGCCCAGUUCGUCCGCCUCCUGCCAAAGUUUUUGGGCCUACGCUUUGACGUCUUAGGGUGCACGUCUGACGACACCGCUCACAAAUUAUGCAGCAGCACAGCCACCAACCUCGGCCUCGACGGUUCAAUGACGGUCCGGUGCCCACCGGGCUGCGCCCAAGCCGGCUACAUGGUCUACGGAACACGGCUCUACAAACCGGACUCAAACAUCUGCGCGGCCGCUAUUCACUCGGGCGUCAUUGAGAACGAGAUCGGAGGAGAUGUGACUUUGCUGAAGACACUGCCACAGAACGCCUACAACGGCUCCGCCUGUAACGGAAUCAUCUCGAAAGUAUAUGUUAACGAAUUGGCUCCGUUUCCGUCUUACACUUUUGCUGACACGGAGCCGAGAUGCUUGGGACCUGACUGGGAGGAGUUUGCAGACUUCUGCUACAAACGUUUUGAUGAUACAAAGAAGUGGUACGACGCUCAACACUUCUGCAGGAGUCUCGAUGCCGAGCUGGUGUCUAUCCUCUCCGAGGCUGAGCGGGAUUGGCUGCACGACCUCGUGAAGCUUGCCCCUGGAAACACGACGUGGACCGGACUGAACGACCUGGUCAAUCGCGGCAGAUUCGUGUGGUCGGACCGCCAGAAGGUGACCUUCACAAACUGGGCUCCGGGAAAACCUGCCGGCCUGAUGGAGAAUUGCGUGGCCACCUUGAGCCAGUCUGGCAAAUGGAAGAAGAUGUCCUGCAUGGAAUUAAACGGCUACGUGUGCAAGAUGCGCACAGCGCGUUACACGCGGGAUAUAAAAGGCGCCAAUGGAAGUUGCGAGUAA